AUGAGUUUUACACCACCUCCACCACCUGUGUUCACUAGUGAAAACUACCACAUUUGGGUGAUUAAGAUGAAGACAUACCUUCAGGCGCAUGAUUUGUGGAAUGUGGUUGAAAAUGAUACUGAACCACCUCCAUUGAGGGCCAAUCCCACCAUUGCAAAGACCAGGCAACACAGUGAAGACUGUGCUAAGAAGCAUAAAGCGAUGGCCUGCUUGCAGAAUGGAGUAUCCGAUGUGAUCUUCACUCGGAUAAUGGCUUGUGACUCACCUAAGCAAGCAUGGGAGAAGCUGAAUGAGGGGUUCAUGGGUUCAGAUAAGACAAGGCAGCAACAAGUGAUCAAUCUCAAAAGAGACUUUAAGAACCUGAAGAUGAGAGAAUCAAAUACUAUCAAGCAGUACUCAGACAGGAUAAUGACCACCGUCAACAGUAUUAGGCUCCUUGGAGAAGACUUCAGUGAGAGCAGGGUUGUUGAAAAGGUCAUCACCACACUUCUUGAAAAGUUUGAGUCUAAAAUCUCAUUACUUAAGGUCAUUGGUGUUAAGUGGGUGUUUAGAGCCAAGUAUAAUGCUGAUGGCUCAUUAAAUAAACACACGGCAAGGCUUGUGGUGAAAGGCUACAACCAGUAA
Messenger RNA from Gossypium raimondii (Peruvian cotton), 624 nucleotides. RefSeq lists its product as uncharacterized. Bases 1 to 624 code for a protein of 207 amino acids. The record is from RefSeq and is a predicted model, not a curated record. Lineage: Eukaryota; Viridiplantae; Streptophyta; Magnoliopsida; Malvales; Malvaceae. The transcript has a single exon.